GACGGAUAAUCCGCGUAUCCCAGAGCCGAGCGAGUGCGGGGGACAUGGCCCAAGGGAAUAAUUACGGGCAGACCAGCAACGGGGUGGCGGAUGAAUCACCCAACAUGCUGGUGUACAGGAAGAUGGAAGACGUCAUAGCUCGCAUGCAGGAUGAAAAGAAUGGGAUUCCCAUUCGAACUGUCAAGAGCUUCCUUUCCAAGAUUCCUAGCGUCUUCUCUGGGUCAGACAUUGUUCAGUGGCUAAUAAAGAACUUAACUAUAGAAGAUCCAGUGGAGGCACUCCAUCUGGGGACAUUGAUGGCAGCCCACGGCUACUUCUUUCCAAUCUCAGAUCACGUCCUCACGCUCAAGGACGAUGGCACCUUUUACCGCUUCCAAACACCCUACUUUUGGCCAUCAAAUUGCUGGGAGCCAGAAAACACAGACUAUGCGGUUUACCUCUGCAAGAGGACAAUGCAGAACAAGGCAAGGCUGGAGCUAGCAGACUAUGAAGCUGAGAGCCUGGCCCGGCUGCAGAGAGCAUUCGCCCGGAAGUGGGAAUUCAUUUUCAUGCAGGCAGAAGCACAAGCAAAGGUGGACAAGAAGAGGGACAAGAUUGAAAGGAAGAUCCUUGACAGCCAGGAGAGGGCCUUCUGGGACGUGCACCGGCCUGUGCCUGGAUGUGUAAAUACCACUGAAGUGGACAUUAAGAAGUCUUCCCGCAUGAGAAACCCCCACAAAACACGCAAGUCUGUCUACGGUUUACAAAAUGAUAUUAGAAGUCACAGUCCUACCCACACACCCACACCAGAAACUAAACCUCCAACAGAAGAUGAAUUACAACAACAGAUAAACUAUUGGCAAAUACAGUUAGAUAGACAUCGGUUAAAAAUGUCAAAAGUUGCUGAUAGUCUGCUAAGCUACACGGAACAGUAUUUAGACUAUGACCCAUUUUUUGUGCCACCUGACCCUUCUAACCCAUGGCUGUCUGAUGAUACCACUUUCUGGGAACUUGAAGCAAGCAAAGAACCAAGCCAGCAGAGGGUAAAACGGUGGGGGUUUGGCAUGGAUGAAGCAUUGAAAGACCCAGUUGGGCGAGAACAGUUUCUUAAAUUUCUAGAGUCAGAAUUCAGCUCUGAAAACUUAAGGUUCUGGCUGGCCGUGGAGGACCUGAAGAAGAGGCCUAUUAGAGAAGUCCCCUCCCGAGUUCAGGAAAUAUGGCAAGAGUUUCUGGCCCCAGGAGCCCCCAGUGCCAUUAACCUGGAUUCUAAGAGCUACGACAAAACCACCCAGAACGUGAAGGAGCCGGGACGGUACACGUUCGAAGAUGCUCAGGAGCACAUUUACAAAUUGAUGAAAAGUGAUUCAUACCCACGUUUUAUAAGAUCCAGUGCCUAUCAGGAGCUUCUACAGGCAAAGAAAAAGGGGAAAUCUCUCACGUCCAAGAGGUUAACAAGCCUUGUUCAGUCUUACUGAAGGACCCUUCCGUAGCAUGGGAGCAGACUGAGUCGUUGCUUAUACUUUUAGCUCUUCGUUGUUACCCGGAGCAGAGGACUUUAGAACAAGAUGUUGCAUGAGCGAAGGACCUGAGUUAUUCUUCCUUUGUGUGCCAUCUCCAAGGGACUCUACCAUCUCAAUGCCUCCAUUUCGAAAUGUUGUCUGCUUACUUCCUCCGCGUACUAAGCCGGAUCUGUGUCUCUUCCUUUUUAUCAAGUCCAAGUGAAGUAGACUUUUUAUUUCCCCCCCUUUCUCUCUCUCUCUCUCUCUCUUAGAGCUUCUGCUAGACACACUGAACAUUCAGCCAGUCACAAACUGGAGGAAUUGUAAAAGAAAAAAAAAAACAGCAUAUAUCAAUAAGUAUGCAUAUGGCUUCACAUUUAUUAAACAAUAAAUUAGCACAGAAAGUUUCAUUUCACCUAAGUACUCACAGAAACGAGCUCAUAUCUUUUGUCUGUUGUCUGGACAUUCUGUUAAUGUUUCUUGCAUUUAUUUUUAUACCGUAUUUAAAUAAGAAAUACCUUUUACUCCAAAUGGAUUAAAGUUAAUUCCUUCUCUGUA
Molecule: messenger RNA, 2036 nt
Organism: Miniopterus natalensis
Lineage: Eukaryota; Metazoa; Chordata; Mammalia; Chiroptera; Miniopteridae
Source: RefSeq, a predicted model, not a curated record